Alternaria triticimaculans is the source of this 1401-nucleotide messenger RNA. RefSeq lists its product as uncharacterized. Lineage: Eukaryota; Fungi; Ascomycota; Dothideomycetes; Pleosporales; Pleosporaceae. Bases 1 to 1401 code for a protein of 466 amino acids. The transcript has 3 exons. The record is from RefSeq and is a predicted model, not a curated record.
AUGAAGGCUUUUCCCAUGAUACUCGUCCGCGAGUUCAACGGACGAGAGACUAGCUACCGUGUUGCGGCCCGUCGAGCUCGCAACUACUGGGAACUCCUCGCGAACGUACACAACAUCUUCGUCAAGCCGUGGGAACGCUACAACGCUCAUCUUCAUUUCGACGGUCAUGCUUGCGACGACCGGAUAAGCCCCAGCGAAUGGGAUGCUGGAGGCUACUUCGAUCCCGAAUUUGUAGUGGACGGCAGACUGGUACUAUAUGUACACUUCGAACAGGUGGAACCACCACCAGAAUCUAGCAUGGAUGCACACAAUCCUUUUAAGACGGAGGAAGAAGAUAAGCUAUGGUACCGGGGAACAUAUGGCGAUCAGGGAUUUCGAUCGAAGAGAAAGUUCACGGAAGACAUCGAAGACUACCUUGGAGAAUCGAAGAAAGAUUCGUCUAAGCCCUUCCCAAAGGGAUUGCCACACAACCCUUUCAAUACAGAACCGGACCUCAAGUCGACCUAUACACUCAAGAGCACACUCGCGUUCCCGGUUGCUGCUAAUGAGGUGGUGACCGUAGAUGACUCGAGCAGCAGUCAUCAUCUCGACACUGGCGUCGUGAUUGGGCGCGCCCUCCCACAAAGCUGUCUCGAUCCUAAUGUUCGCCCUGUCGUUCGCGCCGUGAUCAGCAAAGUCGGUGCUGUAGUCGCCUACAUUCCCGCGAAAUACUCAAAACGGAGCGCAAUCAAAGGAGAUAUACAGAUCGCGAUGACGCACGUGGAAUAUACACCCGAGCUGGUCAGGUUUACCUUCGGCGAAGAGAGAACGCGAGCCAUAAAAGCUAUGAUCGAAGAGCGAAAUGCACCUCACAACACGGAUACACCUCCAGAUCCUGGUCUCCCUACCGUGAGUCCGUCACUACCGAUCGUCCGUGAAGCUACCGCAUCUGAGGUGUCGUUCAUCAUCAUUGAUGAUACAAAGCAUCCAGGCCUGCGCAAAGAAGGAGUCGUCAUUGGUCAUGCGAAGGAACACUGGUGUCUUACACCACACAAACGUCCUGCUGUUCGUGCAAUGCUGAAUAAGAAGAACAACGUCAUCGCGUAUAUUCCCGCACGACACACCGGACAUACGGACAGGAACGGUGAGAUACAGAUUCCAUUAAAGGACGUAAAUCUCUCGAAGUUGCUCGUAGCGUUGCCGCUGUGGAAGCUCUCUGACGCGAUCAGAGCAAUGAUCAGGGCGAAGAGGGAGACAAGCGAGAAGUCUGCGGUGCAUGGGUCAGGUGACCAAGAGGGAGGCGUGAUGAAAAGGAGGAGAGAAACAAAGACCAAGCAAGCUACCGGGACUGCCGCGAACGAUGACGAAACGGACUCUUUUUCGGAUUCUACAGACGUUCCCGAAGGCGGUGCUCAACACUGA